This is a messenger RNA of Sabethes cyaneus, 423 nucleotides long. Its product is annotated as cytochrome c oxidase assembly factor 5. Bases 103 to 351 code for a protein of 82 amino acids. Gene Ontology annotation, biological process: mitochondrial respiratory chain complex IV assembly. The transcript is spliced from 4 exons. Gene Ontology annotation, cellular component: mitochondrion. Lineage: Eukaryota; Metazoa; Arthropoda; Insecta; Diptera; Culicidae. The record is from RefSeq and is a predicted model, not a curated record.
AUCAUCUGGACAAAAAAAAAUAAACCACCGGCGCGCGACCAAAAAAUACAGAAAAUUGUGCAAUUCGUUGGGAAAUUUCAGCUUUACGACACCGCCCUCAAAAUGAUGCGAUACGAAGGAAGCGAGGAGCUGGCGGAUAAAACUGCUUGCGCUAAAGUACGGGCUGACCUUAAAAUGUGUCUCUUGGAGAGUGAUUGCUGCAAAAAGGAACACCAAUUACCCCGUGACUGUCUCAAACGAACGGAUGCGUCCGUUCCGGAUGAAUGCCAUGCCCUUCGAACGACGUUCUUCGAGUGCAAGCGAUCGCUGUUGGACAAUCGGCAACGUUUUCGCGGACGGAAAGGCUAUUAAAAAUUGGUGCGGAAGUAAAAUUCAUUGCAGGGCUUGUUUGUUUGUACGGUUCGUAACAUAGGAAUAAUUUUG